AUGUCAUUGGAAAAACUAAUUUUGAAUGAGGGAUAUGCUAACAUUAAAUGUCUUCACUACUGGCACCCAAAGUAUAGUUUUUCUAGAGGUUUAAGACCCCUUAAUUGUGAUGCUGAUGUAGUUAAGUUUGUAGAGGAUGUUAAGGGUUUUGAACUGGUUGAUGUAUAUGUAGAGCAUCUAGUUGAGGAACCUGAAUUGGUUGAUGAAGCUGAAGUUGUACAAGAUUAUCAUGAGGGAGAUAAUGUUGGGGCUGAAGAGAUGCAAGAAGGAAAUGAUGUUGGGGCUGAAGAGAUGCAACAAGGAAAUGAAGAGAUGCAAGAAGGAAAUGAAGAGAUGCAACAAGGAAAUGAUGUUGGUGCUGAAGAGAUGCAACAAGGAAAUGAAGAGAUGCAACAAGGAAAUGAUGUGGGUGCUGAAGAGAUGCAACAAGAAAAUGAGGUGGGUGCUGAAGAGAUGCAAGAAGGAAAUGAGCAUGGUGCUGAAGAGAUGCAAGAAGGAAAUGAUGCUGACAAUGAAUCUGAAGAUCCUGACUUUGUAGGUGCUGAAAGUGAUCAUGAAAGUAGUGAGUAUGAAUGUGAUGAAGAGGCCAUUGACUUCGAUUUGACCACAAUAUACCACACUCCUAACAAGCCAUAUGCUCAAGAAGAAGUUUGUGAUUCUGAUCAACUUCAUACACCUCCAGAAAGUGGGGAUGAUGCUGAACAUGAAAAGUAUCCAACUUAUAGAAGUGGUGAGGGAGUCAACUUUCAAUUGGGAAUGGUUUUUAACAGCAAAAGUAUAGUGAGGGAAGCAGUUAGGGAGUAUGGAAUGGAGAAGAAUAAGAAUAUAUUCAUAAAGAAGAAUGAUGCAAAAAGAAUGGUUAUUCUUUGCAUGGAAGGGUGUAAAUUUUACAUGAGGAUUAGCAAGAGGGUUGGGAACCAGUUUUGGCAAGUUGUGAGCCUAGUUGAUGAACAUACAUGCUACAGGACUCCAAACAAUAGGCAGGCAAAGACAGAAUGGUUGGCCAAGAAAUUUUCACAUAUUCUUAGGCAUAACCCUGACAUGAAACCUGCUGGGUUGGUUGCUGAGAGUAUUGAGAGAUGGGGUGUGAAGUUGUCACAUGAUCAGGCAUAUAGAGCCAAGAGAAGGGCAAUGGAUUUAAUCCAAGGAGCUAGUAUGGACCAGUUUUCCCACUUAAGGAGUUAUGCACAAGAGUUGCUGAACUCAAACCCUGGUAGCAAUGUUGUGUUGCAGUGUUCUGACUCUUCUGAAGGCCCUGUAUUUGAAAGAAUUUAUGUUUGCUUAGAGGCCUGCAUUUAUGGUUUUGGAAAGUUUUGUAGACCACUCAUAGGAUUGGAUGCUUGUUUCUUGAAAGUGGACUUUGGAGGGCAAUUGGUAGCAGCUGUUGGGAGGGAUGGGAAUAACCAAAUAUUCCCAAUUGCAUAUGCUGUUGUUGAAGCUGAAACUAAAGACUCAUGGGAGUGGUUCCUAAAUCUGCUCAUGGAAGACUUAGGAAAGAUCAGUAACAGGGCUUAUGCUUUUAUCUCAGACCAGCAAAAGGGUCUGGUUCCAGCUGUUCAGAAGAUCAGUGAACAUGUGGAGCAACGUCUAUGUGUCAAACAUCUUUAUGGUAACUGGAAGAAGAAGUAUCCUGGGCUACAAUUGAAAGAGGUUCUUUGGAGUGCAGCAAGGGCUACAACAAUUCCAUCUUGGGAGAGGGCUAUGCUGAAGAUGAAAACCAUGAAUACAUCAGGUUGGAAUGACAUGAAGGAUACCCCUGCACAACAUUGGAGCAGGUCACAUUUUAGGACUUAUUCUAAAUGUGACCUACAGGUAAAUAACAUGUGUGAGGCUUUCAAUAGGGCUAUCCUAGAAUAUAGAGAUAAGCCUAUAAUCACUUUGUUAGAAGGCAUUAAACAUUACCUAACCAAGAGAAUUACUACUCAAAAAGAGUUGAUGAAUAAUUACACUAGUGAUAUCUGUCCAAGAAUACAGUUGGUGCUUGAGAAGAAUAAGAAACAUGCUGAACAUUGGACACCUACUUGGUCUGGUGAUGAUGACCUAGCCAUAUAUGGUGUGACAAAUGGAAAUGAAACUUAUGUUGUUAACCUAAAGGAACACACUUGUGCAUGCAGGAAGUGGCAAUUGACUGGAAUCCCUUGUAGUCAUGCCAUUACUUGUAUUUGGCAAACCAAGAGAAAUCCAGAAGUGUAUGUUUCUAACUACUACAGUAAGUCCACUUUCAAGAACACUUACUCUCACAUAGUGUACCCUACAAAUGGGCCUCAGCUAUGGCCUGUGGAUGGCCAAUUGUCAAUCAACCCACCAGUGAUGAGGAGGGCAAUUGGUCGUCCCAAAAAGAUGCGAAACAAGGUCAAUGAUGAGCCUAGGAAUCCACAUGUUCUUCCCAGAAAACUAACUACAGUGACUUGUCACAAGUGUGGAGGUAUGGGACACAACAAAAGAUCUUGCAAGGGGAAGAGGGGUGCUGAUAUUGCAAUUCCAAAAGGUGGAAACAAGAAAGCUAAGAAAACUGCUCCAACAGGUGGUGGAAAACAGAAACAGGACAAGGCAAAGAAGACUGCAUCAACAAGUGUUAGCAAGACAAAACAGCCAAGAGCAUCUGCUGGUCAAACAAUUGCUGAAGAGUGUGGAACAUCAUCACAAGCACCACCACAAUCUCAGCAAACUCAGCAAUCAGAAUGCUAG
This is a messenger RNA of Vicia villosa (hairy vetch), 2688 nucleotides long. RefSeq lists its product as uncharacterized. Gene Ontology annotation, molecular function: zinc ion binding; nucleic acid binding. Bases 1 to 2688 code for a protein of 895 amino acids. Lineage: Eukaryota; Viridiplantae; Streptophyta; Magnoliopsida; Fabales; Fabaceae. The transcript has 3 exons. The record is from RefSeq and is a predicted model, not a curated record.